This is a messenger RNA of Gambusia affinis (western mosquitofish), 3308 nucleotides long. RefSeq names its product arrestin, beta 1 (gene arrb1). The coding region runs from base 1528 to 2781 and encodes 417 amino acids. The record is from RefSeq and is a predicted model, not a curated record. The transcript is spliced from 18 exons. Gene Ontology annotation, biological process: visual perception; signal transduction; G protein-coupled receptor internalization. Gene Ontology annotation, molecular function: G protein-coupled receptor binding. Lineage: Eukaryota; Metazoa; Chordata; Actinopteri; Cyprinodontiformes; Poeciliidae.
UGUUGCAAGUUGGUGGGGGAGGAAGAGGAGCGGGGCGGGGAGGAAGAUGUAUGGUGUAAAAUCUAUUAUUGAACGGCAUUAGUUUCAGUUCACAUUCCGGACCAGAUGGUGGCGGUAUUGCACACUUUCAGUUUUUUGAAAAGCGCCAUAAAAAGAAGAAAAGCCAUGAAGCCAGAGAAGAUAACAGAGGCUGUUCAAAUUCGCCAUUUUUAUUCGCAUAAUAUUGAAUUAAAAGUAGAGAGGGCCUUGAUAAUAGUUAGUAGUUUUGGUAAAUUCAAGCUGGUGACGUCAUAGUCCGGGUUAAACGACAACACAACUGGACAAGAACCGAUGGAAAUGAAAUGUGGGUCACGAAAGAAACCGAAGGGACGAAGGCUGCUAACGUGUUGCUAGCUGGUGGUUUCUGUAAAGUGCGGUGAAUGGGAAUGUUCUGUUAUUGAUCCUCACUGCUCUUAGGAAGGAGAAAUCUUCGGCCCUGCAGGCUGCUUCACGCCGACAUCGUUAAUGAGGGACCAGCUGCUGCCUCCAAACGACGACCUUUGACCUUCAGGCGAUCCUUAAUUUACUGCCAACUGUUUCUCAGCUUCAUCUGUCGCCGUUUAUUCUUAGAAACCAGUUUAGUUGUGAAAAUGUUUUCAGUUCUGCUCAGAAGUUUCCAUCAGCAUCACAGUGAAAAUCCUCCAAAUGCAACAAAUUUUAAAAACGACGAUUGUUUUUCACAUAAACUACGGAUAAAUUGAAAUCUGCAUGUUUAUUUCUUUCUUCUUCUUUUUUUAAUCAGUAUAUCCUCUGAAUUUAAUGUAAAUGAGCCUGAAAAUAAUAGAAUAGAUUUAGAGUCAAACAAAUGGAAACCAAUUCAAACUAAAAAUAUAAAAACAUACAGGAGUAAAAUAUACUUUACAAGUUAUUAACUGCCUGAGUGGAAUCAUUUAAAAUAUUAAAUUAAAUUUCCAUAUUUGCAGCAGCUGAAGCUUUCAUCGAAUCUCAGGAGAAACUCGCAAAAUGAAGAGAUCAUCAUCUGCAUAAAAACUGAUAAAAACUAUUUUAUUUAUUUCUUUUUAUUUCAAACAGGAAAUGAUGUAAUAACGUGAGGUCCUGACGCACAUGCAGAUCUUAACUCAGUUUAUUGGAUGGAUGUUAACUGCAAAUAAAAACCUUUAAAAUAAUAAUUAAUAAAAUGAUUCCGUUUUUCAGUGAACUUUGACCUGAUCGGUUUCCGGUUUCUCUUCCUGAUCUAAUUGAUCCUAAUCGGUUUCAGCUGGAGACACAAAUAAAAUCAGUUUUAACACCAAAGAGUUAAAACUGGUUAAUGAGGAGGAGGAGGAGGAGGAGGAGGAGGAGGAAGAAGAGCAGCAGCGUCUCAGACGUCAGGAGGUUUUUUUCCUCCAUCUGACGGCGUGACGGCGGCUUCCUGUGAGACGUCCUCCCCUCUGUUUCCACGGUGACGGCAUCCGCCCCCCCUCCUCUUCCUCCCGCUGCUCCUCUUCCUCGCCCAUCGCUCGCUGUCGGCUCGUCGGUGUCGUCAGGAUGGGAGAUAAAGGAACCAGAGUGUUUAAGAAGGCCAGUCCCAAUGGGAAGCUCACGGUCUACCUGGGGAAGAGAGACUUUGUGGACCAUGUGGACCUGGUGGAGCCCGUCGAUGGUGUUGUGUUAAUCGACCCAGAAUACCUGAAGGAGAGGAAAGUGUUCGUCACGCUGACCUGUGCGUUUCGGUACGGCCGGGAGGACCUGGACGUCCUGGGGCUGACGUUCAGGAAGGACCUGUUUGUGGCGAACAUCCAGGCGUUUCCUCCGCUGCCUGAAGAGAAGAAGACUCUGACUCGUCUUCAGGAACGCCUGAUUAAAAAGCUGGGGGAGCACGCCUACCCCUUCACCUUCGAGAUCCCUCUGAACCUGCCGUGCUCCGUCACCCUGCAGCCGGGACCGGAGGACACCGGGAAGGCGUGCGGAGUCGACUUUGAGGUGAAAGCUUUCUGCGCGGAAAACCUAGAGGAGAAAAUCCACAAAAGGAACUCGGUGCGCCUGGUCAUCAGGAAGGUUCAGUACGCCCCGGAGAAACCGGGCCCCCAGCCGACGGCCGAGACCACCAGGCAGUUCCUGAUGUCGGACAAACCGCUGCACCUGGAGGCGUCGCUGGACAAGGAGAUUUAUUACCACGGCGAGCCCAUCAGCGUCAACGUUCACGUCACCAACAACACCAACAAGACGGUGAAGAAGAUGAAGAUCUCAGUGCGGCAGUACGCGGACAUCUGCCUGUUCAACACGGCGCAGUACAAAUGUCCCGUCGCUGUGGAAGAGUCGGAUGACGUUGUGGCUCCCAGCUCAACGUUCUGCAAAGUUUUCACCCUCACUCCAUUCCUGGCCAACAACCGGGAAAAGCGCGGCCUCGCCCUGGACGGAAAGCUGAAGCACGAAGACACCAACCUGGCCUCCAGCACUCUCCUGAGAGAAGGAGCCAACAGGGAGAUCCUCGGCAUCAUCGUGUCCUACAAAGUCAAAGUGAAGCUGGUGGUGUCACGAGGCGGGCUUCUCGGAGAUCUGGCUUCCAGUGACGUCUCUGUUGAGCUGCCCUUCACAUUAAUGCACCCAAAGCCACUGGAGGAGUCCAUCUACAGAGACGCUCCAGACGAAGCUCCGAUCGACACUAACCUGAUUGAGUUUGACACAAAUGACGAUGACAUCAUAUUCGAGGACUUCGCCCGCCAGCGGCUCACUGGCGCUAAAGAUGAGAAGGAGGAAGACGAGGAACCGUUGGACUCACCCAAACCCGACGACAGAUAGAGGCGACGGGCGUCACGGCCGUCACUGUUGUUGUGUUGCUGCUGUUUGUAGUGUGGAGCCGGCAGAGGUUACCUGUAGGCCGAGCCGCAGUCUGGACACCCUCCAAACACUCGGUGGUGGCGUGUUUGUGUGUUUGUUCAUGUCCGUCCUCUCUCUGCGUCCCGCAGGGUGUAGAAUACCGCAGCCUUGUGUCGCCGGGCCGAGCCUCGGCAGGAACUCAGAGCCGGCCAUCGCUGGAAGCAUGCCUCUCUUUGUUCUUCGUAUUUCCAUUAGAGACCGAUCAGGAGUUUGGUUGUGUUCAGAUUAGCUUCAGUGUUUCAUGUUGAAGGGUCUUUAAAAACAAAAACACUGCCAGAUUCGGAUGACUUGCAACGGUUCCCCACCAGAUCAACAUCAGGGACUUCAGCUUACUGCAGGUGAAGAAGCGGCACCGACCCAACGAGACAACAAGGAACCAGUGCAUGAAAUAUAUCAGUGUUUUAUUGUUUAUUGAGGUCAUGAAUAAUGAAGUUAUCCUUGGUUUGUUC